Messenger RNA from Eleginops maclovinus (Patagonian blennie), 3588 nucleotides. It is a transcript of the gene cacnb4a, whose product is annotated as calcium channel, voltage-dependent, beta 4a subunit. Gene Ontology annotation, biological process: calcium ion transmembrane transport. NCBI's taxonomy places the organism in Eukaryota, Metazoa, Chordata, Actinopteri, Perciformes, Eleginopidae. Gene Ontology annotation, cellular component: voltage-gated calcium channel complex. The record is from RefSeq and is a predicted model, not a curated record. Bases 322 to 1773 code for a protein of 483 amino acids. The transcript has 13 exons. Gene Ontology annotation, molecular function: voltage-gated calcium channel activity; protein binding.
UCUGUGAGCUCGGGAACGAUGAAAUGCCAGGUCUGCUCUGCCUCUGGGGACAACCAGGCUGUUGUACAAUAAUGGGAACCAACGCUCGCUCGGCUCGGGGGCAAUAAUAUCCAACUCAGGAAGCAUCGGGAAAACACAGGGGCUCCACCUUUUUCCUUUUUCCCUGUCUACUCACUGCUGUGCUGCUGGUUCCAGCUUCAUGUGGAGGAAGAAGAGGCUGCUGGUGACUCCCCUGUCCUCCUCCUCCUCCUCCUCAUCCAUCCUCUCUGGAACAGGUUGAUCUUUUUUUUUACCCACUGCUCCUUGGAUUCUCACUCCUCCAUGUAUGAUAACUUGUACCAGCAUGGAUUUGAAGACUCUGAGGCGGGCUCAGCUGAUUCCUACACAAGCCGACCGUCUGACUCGGAUGUUUCCCUGGAGGAGGAGAAGGAGGGCGGCCGGCAGGAGAAGGAGCAGCAGGCCACCGUCCAGCUCGAGAGGGCAAAGACUAAAGCAGUGGCGUUUGCAGUGAGGACAAACGUCAGCUACUGCGGGGCUCUGGAUGAAGAUGUUCCUGUGGCCGGCACCGCCGUCUCCUUUGAUGCUAAGGACUUCCUCCACAUCAAAGAGAAGUACAACAAUGACUGGUGGAUCGGGCGGCUGGUGAAGGAAGGCUCCGACAUCGGCUUCAUCCCGAGCCCGCUGAAGCUGGAGAACAUCCGCCUGCAGCAGGAGCAGAAGAGAGGGCGCUUCCACGGCAGCAAGACCAGCGGGAACUCCUCCUCCAGUCUGGGAGACAUGGUGUCGGGAACAUUCAAGCCAAACCCAAACUCUGCAGGAAAGCAAAAACAGAAAGUGGCUGAGCACAUCCCUCCCUAUGAUGUGGUUCCCUCCAUGAGGCCGGUUGUCCUGGUGGGACCCUCCCUCAAAGGUUACGAGGUGACGGAUAUGAUGCAGAAGGCGCUGUUUGACUUCCUGAAGCACAGGUUUGACGGGAGGAUAUCCAUCACAAGGGUAACAGCUGACAUAUCUUUGGCCAAGAGGUCAGUACUAAACAACCCCAGUAAGAGGGCCAUCAUUGAGAGAUCCAACACCCGCUCCAGCCUGGCGGAGGUCCAGAGUGAAAUAGAGAGGAUCUUUGAGCUGGCCCGGUCUCUACAGCUGGUGGUGUUGGACGCAGACACCAUUAACCAUCCUGCACAGCUCAUCAAGACGUCAUUAGCACCCAUCAUCGUCCACGUGAAAGUGUCCUCACCCAAGGUCCUUCAGCGGCUGAUCAAAUCUAGAGGGAAAUCUCAAAGCAAACACUUGAACGUGCAGCUUGUUGCAGCAGAGAAACUAUCACAGUGUCCUUCUGAGAUGUUUGAUAUAAUCCUGGAUGAGAACCAGCUGGAGGAUGCGUGUGAACACCUGGCAGAGUACCUGGAGGCGUACUGGCGUGCAGCACACACUUCACUAAGCACGCCACUCAACCCCCUGCUGGGCCGCAAUCUGGGCUCCACUGCGCUCUCCCCGUACCCCGCUGCCAUCCAGGCUCAAAGAAACCGCAACAGCAACCACACAACAGCAGACCUGUCGCCCGUGGAGCGCCGCAGCCUGAUGGGGGCCGACGAGAACUACCACAACGAACGGGCGCGGAAAAAUCGCAACCGUCUGUCCUCGGGAUCACAGCACAGCCGGGACCACUCGCCUCUGGUGGAGGAGGACUACCAGGACCCCUACCAGGAUGCUUACCAUCCCCAUCGUAACCGAGGAUCACCAGGAGGCUAUAGCCAGGACUCCAGGCACCACUGAGCUGUGGCCCGCUGGAAACAAAGCGUAGGCCGUGGACAUAAAGGCAGUAUUUGCUGUAACGUGAUGAAACUACUGCACUCAUUUGGACUGUAACAACCUUGUGUCGAUGUGUAGUACCUUCAUUUUACCCUUUAGGGCCUCUGCUGGUGCCAAUUGAGCAUUUGAACUUAAAAACAUAAGAGUCCUGCUCUUGCUUUGAUGUGAACAAUGGAAGGGACUGGAUGAGAAAGUAGCACAAGAGCGAGUUUUUAAAUGAGCUAAUCUGAAUACGCCCCAGAUGUGAAGUACACUAGCAGGUGAUGGUGCGCGACAGCUGUUACAGUAGCAUGCAGACAGGACUGGUAUUAUAGGUCACUUCCUGCCUCAAACCAGUGCCACACAGGACCAAGAGGUGAUGCCCAGCACAGAACCUGUUUGCACGCCUCCAGAAGCAGGUUUAAGAACAGUAUAAUGCAUCUUUUAAAGUUUGUGUGUCUGCGAUGUGAGUGUAAUAAAUCUGUUUGAGUUUCACACAUUUGCUUUUGAAGUGACAUAAAUGGUGUUGUGGUGAUCUUGUCAGGGUUCAAACAGUAGCUCCCUGGGCCCUCUCUUUGUUAUUUUUCUGAAUGCCAUUAACCAUAUCAAGACAGUCAUGCAUAUACUUAUUUGAAAGCUCCAAACCUCAGGAAUGAGAAGUCCUUUAGACCUGGAAGUGUGCGGACAGAUGUAGCGUUUAUCACCCAUCUGAUGGGGAAUCGAUUCCAUGUUGGAUUGUAAAGGACUUAUUAUUAUAUUACUAUAUCUAGGGAACUCUUCCAGGAUAAGAAGUGGUCAUGCCAGCAUGUUGUUCAUGUGCCAUGCAUUAAUCAGCUGUUUCCUGUUAUGUGUUUGGCUGGACAUCAUGUGGAAAAGAUGGAGUUGGAUUUUAGUUAGUGACUUACAGUAUAUUGAGGGCUUCCGUGUGUAAAUACAGUCAACAUAAUCUAACAGAAACUUUAAUGUUCACUUUCAGUGCAGUCAAUGACAGUCCAAUCAUUACUAAUUUUCAGAGCCUUGCAUACAGCUUCUUGUUUCCGAAAAAACGUAGGUGGCGAAGUCCAUAGGGACUUGGGAACUGGAAGUUCACCGGUUCAAAUCCCAGAAAGACCAGGUGCUACCGAGUUGUCCCUGAGCAAAGCACUGCUCCCCGGGCACCAUACAUAUGGCAGCCCACUCUUAACACUACGAUAGAUCAAAUGCAGAAUGUAAAUUUCACCUCUGUGGGACCAUUAAGGGUAUCUUCUUCUUACUGGUUGUAAAAGGUUUUAAGAAAUAAAUGAACACUGAGUAGCAAUUUAUCAGGCAUCCAUGUUCAUAUUUCCAGCUGAAGACUUUUCAUUGUGUUUAAUUUGUGAUGCAUUAAAGACUCCUAUUGGAAAGCACUUGGGCAGGAUGGCGCUGUAUUUGUCUCAAUGUGUCCCAUGGAAACAGCAGCUCCCCUACACUUUUUUAAAAUCAGAUGAAUGCACUUGUAUGCUGCCAGCUAAUACACGAUCAAUAUAUCAGACGCCUUUAAUGACAUGCAUCUUAUAACUAAAUGUUUGUUGAAGUUUCUCAACAUUUUAUCCGGUUCGUUUAGGCCCGCGAUCUCAUUGUGCUUCAGUGAGUCUGGAAAAGGAAGAUCAACAAGGAGACUUUUGUUCUUAUCUGCCAUAUACAGUAGCUUUUAUUGUUGUUGUUUCAAAAUCUGAGGCGACAAUUUAAAAGAUUUGAAUCCUGCCUGUGAGAGAAUGAUGCAUUGAUUAGAGAAUUUGUGUGCACUGUAAUUUUACAAUUGUAAUGAAAUAAACUGCCCUU